CGGGCAUAAAGUGGCUGCCAGCCCGCAAGGCUCCCAGCCAGGAGGUGUCACCCCCAGCAGGCGCCGGCCGGAGCUCGGGCACCCAGCAUGCGGGCACAACUUAUGUGGAGGACACUGCCCAGUCUGGUCCUCGGACUCCUGUUCUUGAGCACGCCGGUCAUGGGCAGCUGUCUGGACAAGGACCAAGAGCUGCUCAGGCAGCUCCAGAAGCAGGCGGACAUCAUGCAGCGAACCAGCAUGCUCCUGAACCCCUAUAUCCAAAGCCAAGGCCUAGACAAGGAUGGACUGAAGGAGCACUGCCAGGAGCGCCCAGGGACCUUCCCCAGCAAAGAGGCCCUGCAGCGGCUCAGCAGGCAGGAAUUCCUGCGGGCUCUCGACACCAUGCUGGACCACGUUCUGCACAGACUGAAGGCCUUGCAGCGAGACAUCCCCAAAGCCCAGGACCUGGAGACACUGAAUAGGGCAAAGCAGAACAUUCGCGGGUUCAAGAACAAUAUCCACUGCCUGGCCCAGCUGCUUCCAGGCUCAUCAGAGACGACUGAGCCCGCUCCUAUAGGCCCAGGGACAUCUCCGUUGCCCACCCCCACCCCAGACACCUUCCAGCGCAGGCUUGAAGGCUGCAGGUUCCUGCAUGGCUAUCACCGCUUCAUGCACUCCGUGGGGCAGGUGUUUCGAGAGUGGGCGGAGAGCCCGAGUCGGAGCCGGAGACACAGCCCCCGCCGGGGCCUGCGGAAGGGGGCCCACAGAGUGCCACUCUCCAGGAACAAGAGACUCCUGCCCAGGGUUCAGCUGCCCCGGUAGUCUUAGGGGACACCCCAGGCAGAGAAAGGAUCUGUAUGUACUCCCUAGGAUGGCAUCUCCCCCCAGGGCCUCCAAACCUGCUCCCCUCUAUUCCCCACCUCCCAGAAGUGCACUUUAAGGGUUGGGAGCCAGGCUCCGGGAUGGAAGGAUAGGGUCAGGCUAUUGAGCCCCCAGCCCUGAAUUCGUCAGUCUUGGUGGGUUGGCUGGGUCAGGCCACGCGGGGCCAACUUUCCAUUGAUUCAGGGGUCUGAUGACACAGGCUGACUCAUGGCCAGACUGACUGCCCCCCCGCCGCUCUGCUCCCCGAGGUCUGCUGGCCCUUCCCUCUCAUGACUUACAGAGCCGUUGCCCCCAGACUUCCUCCUUUCCAUGGCAGCAUUGUUCCGAGGGGAAGGUUAGGGCCUGAGCUGGCCUCCGAAGGCUCAUUGCCAUUCUCAGGCCAGACACCUGGACAUCUGGGUGAUCUCACUUUAGGCAGCUGUGACAGAUGCAGAGUGUCUUAGAAGGAGCACUGAUCUGGGGACAGGGGUGUCCAAGAACAGGGCUCAGUUCCCAGCUCAACCCCUAACUCACUGUGUGGCCUCAGGCAGGCCACUUUACCUCUCUGAACCUCAGUUUUAUUUUUUGUGAUUCAAGCAGUUGGUGUAAAGCCCUCUCAGCUUGAUUCAAUGACAUAGAGCAAAUAUCCAAUGCCUUGCAAAUGGGCAGGGCCUGGAGUUCUCUACAGACAUACUGCCUGGAGGGCCUGGUCUUGGGUCCCGGCUGCUGGCUGCGCCCCCUGGUGGUGCAUCAUUAAAAUUUCUCAUGCGGAAACUGGUUCUGGAGGGACGCCCAGAAGGUGCUGGCCCAAUUCUUUGGAGGGAUAUGACUAAUUUAUCGAUUUUUAUCAGUUUUUAUCUGUUUACUAUUUAUAAGGCUUAUUUAUGAUGUGUAUUUAAUGUUAAUAUUGUGCCAACAUAUAUUUAAAAAACUUGCCUUUUUCUAAA
Lontra canadensis (Northern American river otter) is the source of this 1787-nucleotide messenger RNA. It is a transcript of the gene OSM, whose product is annotated as oncostatin M. Gene Ontology annotation, biological process: immune response; oncostatin-M-mediated signaling pathway. Bases 88 to 801 code for a protein of 237 amino acids. The record is from RefSeq and is a predicted model, not a curated record. Gene Ontology annotation, cellular component: extracellular region. Gene Ontology annotation, molecular function: cytokine activity; oncostatin-M receptor binding. The transcript has 3 exons. Lineage: Eukaryota; Metazoa; Chordata; Mammalia; Carnivora; Mustelidae.